This is a messenger RNA of Dunckerocampus dactyliophorus (ringed pipefish), 939 nucleotides long. RefSeq names its product T-box transcription factor TBX19-like. The record is from RefSeq and is a predicted model, not a curated record. Gene Ontology annotation, biological process: mesoderm formation; cell fate specification; heart morphogenesis. Gene Ontology annotation, molecular function: DNA-binding transcription factor activity, RNA polymerase II-specific; RNA polymerase II cis-regulatory region sequence-specific DNA binding. Gene Ontology annotation, cellular component: nucleus. The coding region runs from base 1 to 918 and encodes 305 amino acids. NCBI's taxonomy places the organism in Eukaryota, Metazoa, Chordata, Actinopteri, Syngnathiformes, Syngnathidae. The transcript has 8 exons.
AUGUCGCGGCUGCUGAACGCGGUGGAGAGCGAACUGCAAGCCGGCCGGGAAAAGGGUGACCCAACAGAGAGGGGGCUACGAGUGACCCUGGAGGACGCUGAGCUGUGGAGCAAGUUCCAGCACAUCACCAAUGAGAUGAUUGUCACCAAGAAUGGGCGACGCAUGUUUCCCGUCCUGAAGGUCAGCGUGUCAGGUCUCGACCCGAGUUCCAUGUAUUCCUUUCUGCUCGAUUUCAUGCCCGCCGAUGGCUGCCGUUGGAAGUUUGUCAACGGCGAGUGGGUGGCGGCAGGCCGAACAGAGGUCCGCAAUGAGGGGCGCGGCCAUGGUGGCAUCUACAUUCACCCGGACUCGCCCAACUUUGGAGCUCACUGGAUGAAAGCGGCCGUGACUUUUAACAGGGUCAAACUGACGAACAAAGUCAACGGCGAAGGACAGAUCAUGUUAAACUCGCUUCAUAAGUACCAGCCUCAUCUGCACAUUGUGUGCGUGGGCUCUCAACAUCGUCUGGUUUCCAACGUUUCCUUUAAAGAGACUCAGUUUAUCGCCGUCACUGCCUACCAGAAUGACGAGAUCACAGCUCUGAAGAUCAAAUAUAACCCUUUCGCCAAAGCCUUCCUGGACGCCAAAGACAGGAACCCAGGUGGACCGGGUUUAGCUGAGCCAACAGAGGGUCGUGUUGGGGUUCCACCAUCAUGGAUACAGGCACCAUGGUUAUGCUGGACGACAAUCUCCCUAUCCCUCUCCUUACCUGCCGCACCGCUCACACCAAUCAGGUGUUCAGAUGUUAUCAGAGGGGUGGAGCUCCUCGUCCUCAUCCUCCUCCUCAUAUCCCCUCACCAACAACACCCCUUCAUCACAGCCUCCUCCUCCUCACAGCCCCAGCCAGUAUCCCUGCCUAUGGACGCUUGGCUGCAGUGAGAUAAGCCCCUCCCAUUCGCC